Messenger RNA from Funneliformis caledonium, 455 nucleotides. The record is from the annotation of a GenBank genome assembly. Lineage: Eukaryota; Fungi; Glomeromycota; Glomeromycetes; Glomerales; Glomeraceae.
AUGCAAGAUUCUAUGAAUCAAUUUAUCCCCCUAUCUAAGCAACUAAAUGGUUUGAAUAAUAAGCUUGUUUCCCAAAUUACUUGCGAACGAAAGUCUCAUGCUGAUCUUAAUGCCAAACAAUUAAAAGAAAUAAAAUCGCUAAAGUCUGAGAUUAAUUUAAAGGAUUCUGAAAUUACCUCUCUUGAGAACAAGGGUGUCUUGAGAUCAGAGGUAAGUGAUCUAGAACGCAAAGCUGAAAGAGAUGAACUAGAUCAGUUUGCUUCACAAUCACAUCAAAUAUCUCAUGAUUCAAAAAUAGAAAAUCCAUCAUCCAGCGAUUAUAAGCAUAGUGAAACAGUAGAAGAGAUACCCCAUUUUUCUUCACACUGCUCAGAGCGCGAGCCCAAUGGAAAAGGGGAUUGUAAUAGUAUUUUAGCCGUACCUAUUAUUGCGUUAGGAGGUAGUAACCCUGAUCA